Adineta ricciae is the source of this 657-nucleotide messenger RNA. The record is from the annotation of a GenBank genome assembly. NCBI's taxonomy places the organism in Eukaryota, Metazoa, Rotifera, Eurotatoria, Adinetida, Adinetidae.
AUGAGACCCAAUACAUCUUUCCCUAUGGAAACAAUAAAACCGACGCGAGUUCAGACUCAGCAAUUGCAAGGAUCAGCAACGAUACCAUUUCGUUAUCGAAUUCUACUUUACUUGAGUAUAAUACUUCUGGCAAUCGAUCUUGGCAUUAAUACGUUUAGUGAAUAUCUAGCAACGAGCGAAUAUAUACAAUUAAUUAUUUUCAUUGUACAGGAUGUCUGCAUACUUCUGUCAAUCACAUUACUUAUAUUGAUGGUUUUAACAACGUAUGUUGCUCAAGCUGGCUUAUUGUGCCUUCUUCUUCGAAUGUUUCGAUUUUCAAUCGUUACUGCUUGCAUCUAUUUUGCCUUAUGUGCCGCAAUACAGACAGUGAUCUUAAUACCACGUUUUCAACUUAAACAUCGUGUACCAAAUAUUUUCUCUAGAAAAGAAGUCUUGAUUCUCUACGUCAUUCAACGAACUUUUUCGGCUUUCCAUUAUUAUGCUAUGAAACGAGCUGCUUAUCGUUUGAGUGAUCCAAAUUUUUAUCAAUCAUCGCAAUGGUUAAAGAAAAUCUGGGAACAACGUCGUAUGGCAUUCACCAGUACGACGAUGAACACAGUCUCGGGCUUACAACCAGGAACGCCAACUACUCGCAUUAUAUGUUGUGCAAUACAAUAA